Messenger RNA from Centruroides sculpturatus (bark scorpion), 2702 nucleotides. RefSeq names its product C-terminal-binding protein-like. Bases 56 to 1237 code for a protein of 393 amino acids. Gene Ontology annotation, molecular function: oxidoreductase activity, acting on the CH-OH group of donors, NAD or NADP as acceptor; transcription corepressor activity; NAD binding. The transcript is spliced from 6 exons. Lineage: Eukaryota; Metazoa; Arthropoda; Arachnida; Scorpiones; Buthidae. The record is from RefSeq and is a predicted model, not a curated record.
UGGUAUUUUGGAUUGUUUUGCAGUUGGUGCCCGUGGCCCUAUUACAAAUGGCCCCAUGCACACCCGUCCCUUAGUGGCACUACUUGAUGGUAGGGAUUGUUCAGUGGAGAUGCCAAUUUUGAAGGAUGUGGCUACAGUGGCCUUCUGUGAUGCCCAGUCCACCCAAGAGAUACAUGAAAAGGUGCUAAAUGAGGCUGUGGGUGCCUUAAUGUGGCACACCAUUACUCUUACCAAAGAAGAUCUGGAAAAAUUCAAAGCAUUAAGGAUAAUUGUCCGUAUUGGCUCAGGGGUAGAUAAUAUCGAUAUAAAAGCAGCAGGAGAACUAGGUGUCGCAGUGUGCAAUGUGCCUGGCUAUGGUGUCGAAGAAGUUGCUGAUACAACAUUGUGCCUCAUCCUUAAUCUAUAUCGUCGUACCUACUGGCUGGCCAAUUUGGUGCGAGAAGGCAAAAAGUUCCAGGGUCCCGAGCAGGUACGGGAAGCGGCACACGGCUGUGCAAGAAUUCGUGGUGAUACAUUGGGAAUUGUUGGAUUAGGCCGAGUUGGAACAGCAGUAGCUCUUCGUGCCAAGGCAUUUGGUUUCAAUGUCAUAUUUUACGACCCUUAUCUUCCGGACGGUAUUGAAAAAUCUCUGGGACUGACAAGAGUAUACACACUUCAGGAUUUAUUAUUUCAAAGUGAUUGUGUAUCCCUCCAUUGCACAUUAAAUGAACACAAUCAUCAUUUGAUUAACGAGUAUACUAUCAAACAGAUGAGGCCUGGAGCAUUUCUUGUCAAUACCGCUCGUGGCGGACUCGUGGAUGAAAAUGCCCUCGCUAGUGCUCUAAAGGAUGGUCGUAUUCGAGCUGCUGCCUUAGACGUUCACGAAAACGAACCAUAUAACGCACUGGCCGGCCCCCUGAAAGAUGCACCUAAUUUAGUAUGCACACCACACGCCGCAUGGUAUAGUGACGCUAGUUCGACAGAGCUGAGAGAGAUGGCAGCUAGCGAAAUUAGGAGAGCCAUCGUAGGACGCAUUCCAGACUCUUUGCGCAACUGUGUCAACAAGGAAUAUUUCGUCAGCAGCGGAUACGGCGAAAACAUCAACGGAGCCAGCGGAUACAACUUCAAUCCUCUGGGCAUUCCUCAUUCCACUACCUUAGAGCCUCUUCCCACUGCACCUCACUCCCAACCCCAUUCGACUCUCCAAGAUACACCCAAUCACCUUGCACCCAAACCGGAAAGUUCCGAAGUACACUAGUGUGAUGGUUCCGUGCCAUUGGAGUUUUACGUACGGUAGUAUCCCACACACGGAGGAAUUAUAACGUGAUCUGAUGGCAUACAAUACAGAGCUUCUGGUUUGUGAAGCCACACACACGACUGUGUAGCAGUUUUGGACUUGACUUAAAUGACAGCUGGUCCUGCAAGGCUGCAUCAACCCUCUGGUAAACAUCAUGGCUAACCAGUUUGAUCUCUGACCUCAGGCUGACCAUUCUUCCAGUAAAGGCAUGCUGAGCAGCUAAGACUGAUAAUCAUGUUGCUAAAUGGGGUAAAAACUUGAUGAAGGAAGCUUCUACCAAAUGGGUAGCAGCACUGCUUUCUGUUCUCCUUAAUUCAAAUGUAGGCUUGCAAUAAUUCUGCAGGCCUCGAUUUCAGCGUAGGUAGGAUGGACAGCAGACAGCCUAGGAGGGCAAGUCUAUAUAUCUUGAUUUUGUAGUACCAAUUUAAUUUCCCCCCUUUUUUAUCAGUUUAAUUAAUACUUAGUGUCUGAUGUAUCUUUAGCAUUUAGUCAAAUAUAUUUGCUACGAUUUCCUAAUUAGCAAAAUUAACACAUUAACAGUUUUAUGUAAUUUUAUUUUAGUAUCCGUCUUUUUUUUUUCGUCGUUCUAUUUUUUUAAUAGCGAGUCGGACGUAAAAUAAAAUGCCGCCGCAUCAGAGUAGACAAAUCCGCAAUGGGGACGUACGAAAAUAUAAACUAUUUGACGACUCCCCAGGUUGUCUGCUGUCGGUGCUUUAUAGUCCACGUUUUGGCCUGUCAUUUUAUUUUACUACUACAGUUUAUGCAUAUAUUUCCAUGCUGUAAGUGGUUUUUUAAUACGUAAAAUAGGGCAAGGCGAUAAUCCGUAACCUUGCACCUUGGGUCUGUGACACAGGUUCCUCUAUCUGACAACAUAUCGUCAGGAAAUCAUUCCACUUGGGCAGUACGUGACCAACUUUGGACAAUGUAGUUUAAAAAAUAAACAAAGCGGAGAAAUUACCGGAAUGCAAACCGAUUCAACCGGAUCGUGACAUCUUAUGCAUUUUAGGGGAAAUUCGAUGCGGUCGGAAAAAGCUAAGGUCGAACGAUAAUUUCAUACAAAAGCCGAAUACCAUGAGCUUCCUCCUUCAACCCGAAUGUCAAAGAUGUGCCUACCAUCGUACUUUUUUGUUUAAAAGUUGCAGCGACACCACCUCUCAUAGUGUAAUCUUAAGUCAUCUCUGCGUGCCCUUGUACGGAUAUAUCCUCGGGGAAAGGUCAUCCAAACCACUUUGUUUCACUGUUAGAAUCUGUUGCACAGUGUGUCAGUGUAGCCACAUCAGUGGAAUGCAUCAUUUAGUUGGUCAGAAAUGUAGAUUCUAGUGGGCCGUAGCUUGAUUCCCUUUAACACUGUCAGUUUUUUCUUUCAUGUGUGACUGAUAUCAUUUCAUUGGGUGGCAGUAAAUAAACAUGACUACUUUCAAAAAUA